GCUGUAGCAGGAGAGAAGACGACGGAGAAUGAGGAGAGGGAUUCCCUUCCACGCUCCAGGCGCGGCUCCGGCACUUCAGCGCGCCCUUACCCCAGCGCGCACACGAGCAGCGGUUCCUCUUUUUCUGGUGUUUCUGCUUUAAUUCAAGGGGGAUUCUGCAGCGCCUCUCCAGUUUUCCCCGAGUUUCCGCGGUGCGCGGCUCCAUCCCGUGAAAAUGCCGGAGCUCAUCUCAGUAAGCGACUUCAUCGCCGAGGCGCAGGAAGACUACAGCUCCCCGACCACCUCGUCGUUCACAACCAAAAUGGCAAGUUGCCGGAACACGGCUAACGGCAUCGAGGAGGCGCUAGAUCUUGAUAGAGUAGUUCUGCAAAAAAUGAAGAAGGCGGCCAAAGCUCAGUAUGCCUCAGGUCAAGAUCACAUUUCCCAUCUGGAAAACUACAUUGCCUCAAUGGAGAGGCUUGCACAGAAUUUUAGAAAUAAUGGAGAAUAUGAACUUGCAACUGCCUUUAACAAGUUUGCAGAAUUUUCCAAGGAGCCUCUGACACCAAUGAAGAAUCUGUUGCAGAGUCUCUUUCACAACAUAAACUUCUUUCUGGAUUCCCUAGUAAAAGGUGACUUAAAGGACGUCAAAGGGGAUCUUAAGAAGCCCUUUGAUAAAGCCUGGAAAGAUUAUGAAAAUAAAUUCACCAAAAUUGAGAAGGAGAAGCGGGAACUAGCGAAACAGUAUGGAAUGGUGAGGACCGAGGUGAGUGGCGGGGAAAUUGCUGAAGAGCUGGAGAAGGAGCGACGCAUGUUCCAGCUGCAGAUGUGUGAGUAUUUAAUCAAAGUGAAUGAAAUCAAGACCAAGAAAGGUGUGGAUCUGCUGCAGAAUCUCAUCAAGCACUACCACUCCCAGUACAAUUAUUUCCAGGAGUGCUUGACAACGACUGAAAAAUUGAAGCAGUAUAUUGAAGCACUGACCACUGAGCUUGCUGGUAUUAAGCAACGGCAAGAUGAGGAGAAGAAGCAAUUGUGUUUGCUACGAGACCUACUAAAGCCAACCCUUCAGCUUGAGCAGAAAGAGGACUCUCUAAAUCGGCAAACUGUGUACAGUAUGCAUCAGCUUCAGGCCAACAAGCAGUACGGCACUGAAAAGUCGGGGUACUUGUACAAGAAGAGUGAUGGAUUAAGGAAGGUAUGGCAAAAGCGCAAGUGUACUAUUCAGAACUGCUACCUGACCAUUGCACAUGGCACACCUAACAGACCUCCAACCAAGCUGAAUCUGCUGACCUGCCAAGUGAAGCCAAGUUUAGAGGACAAGAAAUGUUUUGAUCUCAUCUCACACAACCGAACAUACCACUUCUUGGCAGAUGAUGAGCUAGAGUGCACAGCGUGGAUAUCAGUUUUGACCAACAGUAAGCAAGAAGCCCUGAAUGUUGCACUUGAUGAUAAGCCGCCUUGUGGGGAAAACAGCAUUGGAGAUUUAACAAAAGCUAUUAUUGAUGAUAUCCGCCGUAUGCCUGGUAACAACAUGUGCUGUGACUGUGGAGCACCAGAUCCAACGUGGCUCUCAACCAACUUGGGCAUCCUGACGUGCAUUGAGUGCUCUGGUAUCCACCGCAAGAUGGGUGUUCACCACUCCCGCAUACAGUCCUUAGCAUUGGAUAAGUUGGGUACAUCAGAGUUACUGGUAGCUAAGAAUAUUGGGAAUACUGGUUUCAACGAGAUUAUGGAGGCUAGUCUUAAGAACCCUGCUGCCAAGCCAUCAGCAGACAGUGAUAUGAAUGUGCGGAAAGACUUCAUCAUUGCCAAAUAUGUUGAAAAGAAGUUUGCUCGCCGUACAGGGAUCUCACCAAUGGUGCUUCUCAGGAACUUGCAGGAUGCUGUGACCUCAAAGGAUAUGUUUGCACUAUUGCGAGUAUAUGCAGAGAACUUAGACCUGAGUGACUCUAUGCCAUUAAUAAUACAGGAGCCAGGAGAAGCUGCCCUCCACCUUGCUGUUCUCUUGUCUGACCGCACCUCCCUCCACAUGGUAGACUUUCUGGUACACAACAGUAACAAUCUUGACAAGCAAACGGUUCGAGGGAACACUGCUUUGCACUACUGCUGCCAGCACAACAACACAGAGUGCCUUAAAUUACUUUUACGUGCGAAGGCCAACACACAUAUCAAAAAUGAAAAUGGUGAGACAGCACUGGACGUUGCCAGGCGGCUGAGGCACACACAUUGUGAGGAGUUGGUCAGUCAGGCACAGUGUAACCAGUUCAACAUGCAUGUCAACGUGGAAUAUGAGUGGAGGCUGAGGCAGGAGGAUGUUUAUGAAAGUGAUGAUGAUUUGGAUGAAAAGGACCGUUCCUGCCGCCCUAUCAGCCUUUAUCAAGCUCCCUGCACAAUGCCUCAGACCUGUAGUACUGGCCAGACCACUGUGGGACGGCGCUUGGCAGCCCUACACAAGGACACCCUGCGAGACAUCUAUGCCACACCUAACAAAUUUAGCCGUAGUCUAGAUAGCCCUCAGACCACCAGUCCUCCAUGUUUUGCACCACCUCUUCCUCCUAGAGUACGAGCCCCAAACAUUCCCCCACCUCCUCCUCCUAGCAGCAGCCCCCAGACACCGGAUUAUGACAGUGUAACCAUAACUAAGAAGAACCUUCCUCCUCCACUGGUCAUCAGGCACAAGCGUACCUUGUCAGAACCAACGCCCCAGGUGCCCCACAGCCCCCUGAGCCAGCGACAUGUAUCUGUUGAUCAUGGGUUGCCAGUACAUUCUAGGGGAUUUGGAGGUCCCGAAAAUUUGUACCAGAAACCCAGCUUGGGCUCUCCUAAAUAUACAACAACUCCACUCAACUCCUUGCCUGAACUGCCAGAGAAAGGUUUUCAGAAUUGGACAGACGCUCCUUCCCACAAUAUUUACCAGACCCCAGUGCCCAGCUGUAAAUCCUCUCUACCAAAUUCUCCAUCUUCCAAGUCCUCAAUGUUUGAUGGAGUUGACCUUGUUGAAGUUACACCAGGAACAGCUCCCUACCCACUGCCUAGGAAAAACACGGGAAAGCCAAAGCUCCGAAGAGUGAAAGCAAUUUAUGACUGCAUUGCUGACCAUAGUGAUGAGUUAACAUUCAAGGAGGGAGAAGUCAUUGUGGUCACUGCAGAAGAGGAUGCAGACUGGUGGAUGGGCUACAUUGAAGCAGAGCCAUACAAGAGAGGCCUCUUCCCGGCAUCCUUCGUACAUAUCCUCUCAGAUUAAAGAUCUGGAAGACACUGCUGCUUGGUGGUUAAAGGUCACAGCUGAAACAUAGCUGCUGAAGCAAUCUCAAAAGGAGUGGAAGUCGACAAGUGACGAUGUGUUUUGAUAUAAACCAGCGUAAAAGUGGCUGUUCUUGCAUGCUUUCCGCUGCAGCCUGGAAAGGAGAGUUCAUUUGAAAGCAGGCAAUGGUUGAGGUACCAGAAAUGCCCCCGUCCCACGCUCUACUCCUUCAUCUUACUUUCCGUUCCUUCUGCUUUCAACUGCAGUCACUCUUUCCCACCCCAGCCGUUUCGGCACAGAAAAGAACAUUUUUGUGCAAAUUUGUAGUCCAGAGUUUCAGACUCUGAGAUGCACUUCUCGGGCACACUGGAGUGCCAGAUUGCUGUGGUUAAUUUAGCUGGAGAGCUACUUUAAUAAAUCUUGCACACUGUAACACCUUGAAAUUGCCUUUAAUUAAGCCAGACUUGUAGUUGUCACUAAUUAAAAUAUUCCUUAUUUGUGUCCACCGAUAUUUGGGGCACAAAUUUGCAAAUAAAUUGUCAGUAGAGCUGGCUUGCAUGCCUGAAGGUUGCAGGACAUAUGUCGCAUUCUGCACAGUUAUUAUGCGACUGGUGUUACAAGUCGGCGCAGUGGUUCAUACUGCGGCUGUUAACCUAGAAGCACAUCCCUGCAUGUCUCUGCAGGUAAAUAUCGCAUUUAUGGAUUUCAAAGCCAAGCACAUCCUGCGGCAGUGUUUCCAGACUAAUCAAAGCGACAUCCUUCCCUUAGUAAGUGUCUACAGGUCAGCCAUUGUACAUGUUGAUAGGUGUGUAUGAAUUCCGUCUCCUGUAAAUUCUGUUUUGAAUGGCCGCUGCAUUACCUCAGGUCCAGACUCUGAAGCCCCACUCUGAUCAGGAGUGUCUUCAAUGAAGAUUUAGCACGUUCUUCUGGUAUUUUUAUGUGGGUUUCCUCCGGGGCAUUUAGAGAGACUAUUUGACAGAUUUAAUGGAUGGCAAUGCAUGCCAGUGAGUGACUCUGUGUAAGUAUGGGUGAGCAUGUUCGCCUCCCACCAAUGAUGGGAUUAUGUGAGGCCUGGAAGAUAUUCUGUUAAAUGAGCAACUUGAUACGUGGCUAACUGUCUUAGCUGCUCCUUCACAGCAGCUGAGUUGAGUGUCGCCAUGAGCUCCUGACACCAAUAGUCUUCAUCAGAAGGGUACCUUGUGUCUCUUAUCAUUUCAUCAGGCUCCCAGUUGGCACUUUCUGUUGCCCCGUGGUGUAAGUUUGACUUUUCCAGGUAUUCAGAUAGUAGUUUUCAGCUCCAUGCAGUCAUUUUACUUUGCAAAAUAGUAUUGCUUUUCUUUCGUGUACUGUCCAUAAUCUUCCUUAAAUGUUUUAUCCUUGUUUGUGUUAAAUCAUGAAGUUCUGCUCAUUCAGUCACGACCAAACCUUUUCAGUAUUAAAUGAAAACAGUAUAAAAACAGUU
Erpetoichthys calabaricus (reedfish) is the source of this 4685-nucleotide messenger RNA. RefSeq names its product un-named sa1614. The record is from RefSeq and is a predicted model, not a curated record. Gene Ontology annotation, molecular function: GTPase activator activity; protein binding. Gene Ontology annotation, biological process: positive regulation of GTPase activity. NCBI's taxonomy places the organism in Eukaryota, Metazoa, Chordata, Cladistia, Polypteriformes, Polypteridae. The transcript is spliced from 28 exons. Gene Ontology annotation, cellular component: cytoplasm. The coding region runs from base 215 to 3223 and encodes 1002 amino acids.